This is a messenger RNA of Glarea lozoyensis ATCC 20868, 1290 nucleotides long. RefSeq lists its product as uncharacterized. NCBI's taxonomy places the organism in Eukaryota, Fungi, Ascomycota, Leotiomycetes, Helotiales, Helotiaceae. The record is from RefSeq and is a predicted model, not a curated record. Bases 1 to 1290 code for a protein of 429 amino acids. The transcript has 3 exons.
AUGAUUUUUCGGGAUGAGUUGAAAUCUGUUCUUGAAAAGUCACGGAAGUAUGGCUGUAACAAGAAAUCCUCACCACAUCGACUCUCAUCUGAGCGCCAAACCCCAGUGCCAAAACCACCAAUCCCCACCCCCCUCACCACCCCCCCAGAAACCCAGGCAACCUCAUUCUUCUUCCACCACUUCGUCCCCUCCCGAUCCGCCUUCUCGUCCGGCAGCUUCGGGUACCUGGACACGCUGUUCCAGCAGGAGAAGAUGGAUGGCGCGGUCGCGGAUGCCAUUGCGGCGGUGGGAUACGUCGGGCUGUCGUAUUUCUGGAACGAUCCGGGACUGCUGGACGUGGCGACGCGGAAGCAUGGGGCUGCGCUGAGAGGGAUACGGGCGCGGAUUGGGGAUUGUGAGGGUGCGAGGAGGGAUCAGACGUUUGUGGGGGUGCGGAUUCUGGGAGCUUAUGAGACGAAUUCGUUGGCGAGUGAUGCGUCUAUGGAAGCGUGGAUGAAUCAUACGUUUGGUGCGUCGGCGCUGAUGAAGUUUCGUGGGGUGGAGAGGUUGGAGGAUCCGCUUGGGAGGGAGAUUUUCAUUCAGCAUCGUGCGCAGAUAGUAGCGAAUUGUCUCCAACGCAACGUCCCCGUCCCGCUAUACAUCAGCGAAUGGAACGCCGCCCUCGACGAACCACCUGUCGACGCAGCAGCGACGCAGGUCUGUCAGCUAUACGUCAAAUACAUCAAUCUCAUCUCCUCCGACGCAGUUACGAGUGCCGAACUCCACGCUCUCGACGCAGAAUGUGUGGUCUGGGAGCGAACCUGUCCGCCGGAAUUUAGAUAUCAAACGGUAACGUUAUCCCAGCCAUGUGAAGAGGUCUUUCAGAAUCACUACGACGUCUAUCCUACCCUCCUCAUCGCCGUCAUCUGGAACCACCACCGCACUCUUCGUCUCCUCAUCCACCGUCGCCUUCUCACCAUUCCAACCUCCACCAUCCCCUCCUGUCACCACACCCACACCCUCACCGCCGCAAUCUGCGCCUCCGUCCCCCCCUUCCUGCACUCCACCCCCGCCACCCCCCUCCGCACCUGCAACAUCACGAAUCUGCUCUGGCCGCUGUAUCACGCCGGGCUAGAAGAUGUGUCUGCCGAGCAGCAGGCCUGGAUCAGAGGGAGGAUGAGGUGGAUUGCGGAUGUGUUGGCUAGGAGACAGGGGACGCCGUUGGUGAGCCAUUUGAGGACGAAGGUUGGAGGGGGGUGUGGGCUUGAGAGGUGGGUGGGGGAGGUGGAGGGGGUGAGGUGGUGGGGGUGA